Molecule: messenger RNA, 3688 nt
Organism: Helicoverpa armigera (cotton bollworm)
Lineage: Eukaryota; Metazoa; Arthropoda; Insecta; Lepidoptera; Noctuidae
Gene: Traf4
Product: TNF receptor-associated factor 4
Exons: 8
Coding region: 296-1591 (431 amino acids)
Biological process (GO): regulation of apoptotic process; protein K63-linked ubiquitination; tumor necrosis factor-mediated signaling pathway
Molecular function (GO): zinc ion binding; protein binding
Source: RefSeq, a predicted model, not a curated record
CCAACACGCGUACGACCGAUCACCCACUCUGAAAAACAGAGCAGAAUAAACGAUCGAUCAAAACGCGGAAAACCUCAUCCAAACGGAAUUUGAAAAUUAGAACAAAGAAAAAAAAGUGCGGCAAAAAUAGAACGACAAAUUCGAAUUUUAAAAAUAGAAGUGCAAUCUGAAUUGGGAAAUUUAUUUCUAUUGUUUUUCCAAUUCAGAUUUUUUUUCUUGUUUUUGUUAUUUUGAAGUGACGGAAUUGGGAAAUUUAUUGUUUUUUUGUGAAGUGUUUCGUUAGUUUUGGUACGCAAUGACCCCCGUCGGACUUCUGUUUAAAGUAAACAGUGAGGGCCUGUUUACUUGUCCUGUCAACGCGUCUCCUGUUGACUACGCGAAGAUUUAUCCUGAUCCGGAAUCGGAGAAGGCUAUUAUGGGAUCGGUGGUGUACUGCAUUCAUCACAAAGAAGGAUGCCAGUGGUCCGACGAACUACGCAAAUUGAAGGCGCACCUGAACACGUGCAAGCAUGACGCGGUGCUCUGCGCAGCGCAGUGCGGCGCGAUGAUCCCGCGGGUGCUGAUGCAGGAUCAUCUGCGCUACACCUGUCCGCGCCGUAGAGCUAACUGCGAGCAUUGUCAUAAGGAGUUCUCUGGAAGCGCUUUAGAGGAGCACCAAGGCAACUGUGGCCACGAGCCUGUCUACUGCGAGAACAAGUGCGGAGCUAAGGUUCAGCGCAGACAUACCCAGCAGCACAUUCAGCAGCACUGCAGUAAACGACUCGUGCCUUGCAAGCAUUGCGGACAGAGUUAUACUCAGGACACAGUAUCAGCACACGGCGCAUCAUGUGCCCGCGCCCCCGUGGCGUGCCCGCAGCGCUGCGGCGCGCCCGGCGUGCCGCGCGCCGACCUCGCCGCGCACCUGCGCGACCACGCCGCCGCCGCCGCGGCUGCUGCACUGCCAUGCUCUUUUAGAGACGCUGGAUGUAGAUUUAAGGGAACAAGACAAGCUCUGGAAAAGCAUACAGAAGAAAGUUGCCAACAGCACCUUGCCCUAGUGUCAGCCUUAGCCAGUCGUCAAGCAAGACAGCUGGACUCCCUCCGCGCAGCAGUCGCGCGACUGUCGGUCAACUGCUCCGGAGCUCUCGUGUGGCGCAUCAGCGACUGGGCCGCCAAGAUGGCGGAGGCGAAGUGCAAAGAUGGCGUCGAGCUUGUUUCCCCCGCUUUUUAUACCAGCCAGUAUGGAUAUAAGUUGCAGGCUUCAUUAUUCCUGAACGGCAACGGUGCAGGAGAAGCUACCCACAUGUCGGUCUACAUCAAGAUCCUGCCCGGAGAAUAUGAUGCCCUUCUCCGCUGGCCCUUCGCCCAUACAGUCUCCUUCACCUUAUUCGACCAGAGCUCAAGUCCUGAUAGGGCCUGCAACAUCGUAGAAAGCUUUGUCCCCGACCCCACAUGGAAGAACUUCCAAAGACCCUCAAAGGAACCUGAUGCGUUGGGCUUUGGGUUCCCAAGGUUCGUCUCCCAUGAAAUGCUGAAGAAGAGGAACUUUAUCAAGGAUGAUGUUAUGUUCUUAAGGGUCAAAGUAGACCCUAGUAAGAUUGUAGCUGUUUAGUAGUUUAAGUUUAGCCCAAGUUUGGAUACAGUGUAAAAUGUCAAGACAAAUUAUUUUCAAAAUUUUUGCCAGUUUAGAUUUGAAUCGUAAGAUUGUACAUUUUGUAUUUUGGGAUACAUAGUUUUCAUAUAAGGUUGAAUUAUCAAGUUAAAUAUAAACCUGAAAUAUUUUUCUAAUGUUCAAAUGUAGUACGUAUAUUUUUACAGUGAAAUGAUUAAUCGUAGAGUUUGGGUUAGAUGAAUGUUAAGGUUAGAUUUAACAUAGUUCUAACUUCAGGCUGAAUCCAAGUUAAACUUAAGUUAUUAACACAUUAUGUGUAUUCUAUAGUCAUUAUUUAGUACUAAGUAACUUGAAGUCAUAGUUUUAGCUGUAAAUAGUAUUUUUAUACUUAGAUUAGUUUGUACAUAUUUGUAAAUAUUAGUUUUAGUAUGCGCAUACGCAUUUGUUAUCCUUUCACUAAAGAUCUCUUGAGUUUCAUUGCCGGCAGAAGAACGUAACAAGUUCAGCAUAAUUUCAAAGUAUUUUUGACCUUAUUUCUUUAGCCAUAGUGUACAUAUUUCUUUUUAACGAGACUUGCUUUUCUGUGCCAUAUUUAUUAGGUAUACCUAUUAGCACCAUUUGCAGAUAUUUAGGAUGCUCUACUUAAUUUGAUUUGGCCUUCAAAAAAUAUUGCCUGUAACUUAGACGAUGAGAUUUAUCGAAACUGCUUUCAUCAUGGGAGCUUCUACCUGUCCCACUAAUUGGUUUAAUAUGUUCAGCUUCUACUGACAUAAUAAUCUUUCUAAACAAGCCCCCCGCUCGGUAUCGAUAGGUUUUUAGUAUUUUUAUUUAUCUAACAUACUAAAAUGACUAAUCAAUCCCAACAGAGGAUGAAGACAGUAUUUAUCCGGCAAUAUUAGAGGCCAGAAAAAAUAAAACGAACAGCAAAAAUACACACAUUUUUAUAGUAGCCUGCAAAAAUUGUGUGUAACUAUCCAAAUACGUUCAGAACGCAUUUUUGUUUGCCUUAAGCGAAUAUUAUCGAAGGCUUUUUGAAAAAUGCUUUGGACUUCUCUAUUUUAAAAACUAAGUACGGUCAGAAAAAAAUACUUUGAAAAAUGCUCAUCUUUGUUAUAUCGGCAGAUCUUUGUAUAUAUUUUCUGUUUUUACGAAAAUAAUAAUUUAUAACUUUUUUUGUUGACUAUUUCUGUACAUACUGCCUACGUUGUAGAUAAAAAUCUAUGUUUUACAUAUUAAAAUUAUUAAUAUUUAAUCUAAAAUUCUUAUGUAUUCGUUAAGCUGGAGUUAAACCAAAGUGUUGUGAUUGCUUUGCGUUCAAAAAGAUAAUGGUGUUAUGUACAUUUCCAUUGCAAAGUAUAUCAACUUAAAAACACGGCUAAAGCUGUAUGUAAGUUAUAUAUAUUUAUCUCUAUAGAUAUACAUUUAAGUUUUUGUUCUUGCUCUUUCGUAUACUUCUAUACAUAAUGUACCGCAAAUUUAUUUUUAGUUUGAUCUAAAAGAUUUCUCAAAAUAAUUUUAGUACUAAAUGACGUUAGACAUUUCUGAGUUAACAGCAGUUGUACAGUAUUUUUCUUGAUUUGCAGUUUUUGACUAAACAACCUAUUUUCACAAUAUAACUUCAUUAAUUUGGAUCUCUUCUAAAACGCUUUUAAAAUAAUUUAAUCUCAACUGUAAUAUUACAUUCCAGUAAAAAACAUUAUUUUAAGCCUGGAAGCCAUUCUGUAAUAUUUAUUUUAUUACAACUAGACAUUAGGUGCAAUUGAGAGAACACUCUAAUAAACAAUAAAACUGAAUGAACAGCUAAAUUGUACAAAAAAAUCUCUCAAUUAAUCCUCAUUUCUUUGUACCUUUUUUAAUAAACCGUAGUUUUUCGGCUAGGCUAUUUCGAAUAUAACCUUAGUACCUAACAUAAGACUAAUUAACAUUAAAAGUAAAAACAGAUUGUAUUAAGCCUAGUUUUAAGCUAAUUCUAAGUAUUUCGCAAAACGGACAGUAGACUAAGAGAAUGAACAUAAUUUGAAAAAGGCCACAUUAGAUUUAUAAGGAAAAGGCCCAUCGUAGAUGAUAAGAGGAAAUAUAAUAUUUUUCCGAUAUAAA